AUGGCUUCCACCCCGCCCGGUGCUGAGCAACCCACAAUGAGCAACAAACGUCCAGCGACAACCUCUCUAUUAGAAGGGAAAGCAGACAAAGAAGACAGCCUGGACAGGCCAAUCUCCUCCUCACAAGAUGAAAACGAGAAACCGCAACCAAAAUCUCUCAAGUUCAAGCUCACGGUCUUCUUUCUGGCUCUCGUAACGGUCGUCGGCUCCAUGGACGCCGUAAUAGUUGGCUCCGCACUGGCAGCCAUAGCGCAAGACCUCCAAAGCAGCAGCGUCGAGUCCUUCUGGGUCGGGACGUCCUUCCUCCUCUCGCAAACAGUCACGAUCCCGCUCUACGGCACGACGAGCGAAAUCUUCGGCCGCAAGUGGCCCAUCCUUAUCGCGAUAUCCAUCUUCCUCCUCGGCAGCAUUCUCUGCGCCACCGCGCAAACCAUUACAUGGCUGAUCGGCGCGCGUGUAGUGCAAGGCAUCGGCGCAGGAGGCAUGAUCCAGCUAGUGCAGGUCAUCCUGUCUGAUAUAUCGACGAUGAGCGAGCGAGGUCUCUACAUGGCCAUCGCAGCGUUCGCAUGGUCGCUAGGAACAAACAUUGGGAUCCCGAUUGGGGGUGCCAUUGGGGAGAGGACGACCUGGCGGUGGAUCUUUUACAUCAAUAUCCCCGUUUGUGUGAUUUGUAUCGUGGGGUUGCUGUAUGCGUUGCAGUUGCAGCAUGAUACGUCGUCGUUUGUCAAGAAGCUGGGGAUGUUGGACUGGGCGGGACUGGGUGUGUUCACUUGCGCGUCGACGCUGUUCCUGGUCGGGUUGACGUCGGGGGGGUGUUUCGCAUCCGUGGGAUUCGGCCGCUGUCCUGGUUCCUGGCGCGUGUCGAAGAGGCCCAUGAUGCCGCUGCGGAUCUUUAAUGAUCGCUCUGCGAUUGUCGGCUUCGUGACGAGCUUUCUGCACGGGUUGGUGUUUUGGUGUCUGACUUAUUAUAUGAUUGUGUUUUUCCUCGGUGCUCUCCAACACUCCGUCCUCCACGCUUCUCUGGAGACAAUGACCUGUAUCGCCUACUCCGCCCCUGCAGGCCUCGUAGCCAGCAUGCUUGUCAAACGCACCCAGCACUUUAAAUACAUCAUCGUGGUGGGAUGGGCUCUCCUCGCAGCCGGAAUGGGGACAAACAUAACAAUGCACCCCGAUUCCAGCAAAGCCAUGCUAUACGGCCCCCGCGUCCUCAUAUCCCUGGGCGGCGGCCUCCUCUUUCCAACGCCCAUCUUCGCCGUACAAGCCCGCCAACACGGCGACGACAUCGGCAUCGCAACGUCCAUUCAGGUCUUUACACGCAGUAUGGGGACUGCCUUUGGCGUGGGGCUGGGAGGCGUCAUCUUCCAGAAUCAGUGGAGUAAGGAAGUGGAUUCUGCUGUGACGGCUGGACGCAUACCUCAUGACUUGAUUGUGGGUAGUAAUGUGGCAGAGACGGCGUAUGAGGUUAUCCGGAAGUUCCCCGAAGCGGUUCAGGAGGCUUAUCGGGGGGAUAGUUUGGCGACUAUGUGGUAUGUUAUGAUGGGGUUGUCAAUUGCGGGCUUCGUGGUUAGUUUGGUGGGUAGAAAUGAUGUUAUUAGCGGGGGAUUGACAGGGAAGCAAAAUUUUAAGGAUGAGAAGAAGGGAGAUUUGGAGGGAGGUAGGUCAGGUUAG
Penicillium mononematosum is the source of this 1668-nucleotide messenger RNA. RefSeq lists its product as uncharacterized. The record is from RefSeq and is a predicted model, not a curated record. The transcript has 5 exons. Gene Ontology annotation, molecular function: transmembrane transporter activity. NCBI's taxonomy places the organism in Eukaryota, Fungi, Ascomycota, Eurotiomycetes, Eurotiales, Aspergillaceae. Gene Ontology annotation, biological process: transmembrane transport. The coding region runs from base 1 to 1668 and encodes 555 amino acids.